Molecule: messenger RNA, 3868 nt
Organism: Triticum aestivum (bread wheat)
Lineage: Eukaryota; Viridiplantae; Streptophyta; Magnoliopsida; Poales; Poaceae
Exons: 5
Coding region: 2285-3049 (254 amino acids)
Source: RefSeq, a predicted model, not a curated record
UUUUCGCACCUCGCACUGUCCGCCAAACCAGCCGCCCGCCGCCGCUAUCUUCCUCCUCUCCCGAAUCCUGCAAAGCAGCCGCCGGCCUCCAACCCCACCGCCCACCUUGUCUCCCCCAACCCCGGCCUCCGCCCUCUACUCCUCUGCCGGCGCCCCCUUCCCUCCCCUCCCCUCCCAUUCUCUCCCCCUACGAGCUCCGGCCGCAGCAAGAUCCGCCACGGUCGCACCGCUGCUUCCGCAUCUGUGCCAUCCUCCCGCAUCCCCACCAUCUCCUGCCCUCACGUCCAAUCCGGAUGCCACACCCCUCGCCACUACGUGAAUCCCCUCUCGCUACUGCGUGAAUCCCCUCCGCCAGAUCUCGUGGUCCUCGCCAUCACGCCGGGGGUUUGGGUCGCCAUGAGGAGACGCGGGAGAAGUUCUGUAGGAGCAUCGUCACCAAAGGCACCUGCAAUGUCUCAGGGAGAACAAGAACGUCGCCGACAGUUUUGAUCGAUUGUACGAUUCCUAUAUCUGCACCUAGCCCACCCAUCUAAUCUGCACCUACAUGCAAGCCGUGUAUUCGCUUUAACAAGGAGGGUACUCUGUUGGCUGUCUCUACUGUUGAUAAUGGUAUCAAAGUUUUAGCAAAUGCUGAUGGUCUUCGUUUAUUGCGCACACUGGAAGAUCGUUCUAUCGAUGCUUCUUGUAGUGCAUCUGACACUGUAACAAAGCCGCCGGUGCAACCAGUUCUGAACUGCUGCUCCAUCAGCUAUAACUGCAAUGGUUUGUUUUGAUCCAGAUUCAUUUGGUCUGUUCUAUUAUAAACAAUUUACAUUGCGAUCCCAACUAACUUGUUCUUACUCUGUACUCCCUCCGUCUGGGUUUAUUAGGCCUCUUAGCAUCACAAGCAUGUCCCAUUUUAUAAGGCCUCGCUUUGGAAAGGUGCAUGCAUGCAACCAUUUGAUUGGUUGCAUUGAAAGCCAUUGUUGUUGGUGCCAUGGCUGAAAAAUUAAUACACUUCAUGCGUGCUUUUUCAUUGGCUGCAUGCAGUGAGAGAGUGCAUUGGGAGUGGAAUAGAAGAAUUAAUGUGAGCAAAUUACUAUGUGUCUUGGUAUAAGAGAUGUUGUCUUUAGGCCUAAUAAACCCGGACGGAGGGAGUACUUUUUUUUGACGGAAUAGGGACAACAGAAACUUGGUUGAUGUAAAACCUGGAAUAGCUGAUGAGUCAAUGCAUAAGUCAAAGGUCUGGAAGCUUGUGGAAAUAACUGAUACAGCUCAGUGCAGAUCAUUAAAACUGGGUGAUAGUAUUAGCACAGCUAAGGUGCGGAAACUGCCUUUGGUGACCGAGCUCACUGGAGGCCUCCAAAUUCAAAAUUCAAUUUUCAUUGAAAUUCAUAUUUUUACAUUUCAAAAAAAUCUGAAAAAAAGUACAUAUAUACAUGAAGGCAUAACACAUAUGUGUGUAAAUUUUCAGGGCAAAAUACGUUGAAAUGAGGGCUGUGCAAAAAAGUCAAAUCUGGCGCUAUUUAACACAUGAUACUAUUCAUCCUUCCAGGCCAUGAAUUUGUCUUUUUUCCACAGGUCGCAUUUCAACAUAUUUCAUUAUGUAAUUUUACACACAUGUGAGUUACAUCCUUACAUACGCCCAUUAUUUAUUUCAGAUUUUUUUGAAACAUAAAAGUUUGAAUUUGAAUUUUUCAAAAAUAAAGGCCUCCAUGGAGCUCGGCCUCCAAAACGCCAUUCUCAGCUAAGGUGAUACUUCUUCCCUUGCCUUUUACCUCUGUAUAUUUUUGAAUAUGCAUCAUUUUCUAGCAAUCUGGUGGGUGCACUGCCAUUUAUAAGAUUGCUAUUUUCUUAAAUUAAUUCACAGUGUGAUUUCUACAUGUAGAACACUGUUUUAGCUCUCGUUAGAUGCUUGACGUUUGACAAGUGUCUUACGGACAUGAACAAUCAUUAUGACUGCUAAGCGAAGCUAUAUCUUCAGGAUCCAAUUCCAACCACGUCGACCAGAGCGGCUCCGCUAUCGCCGCAGGCCGUCCGGUGCAAGAGACCACCGGACGGGCGAGCGCUUCGCGACGCGGGUCAAGAAGCCACCACCUGAGAGAACGAUUGAAAAGGCGGCACCACCAUCGUCUCCCUUCAAACUCGCAGCCACCGUGCCGGCGGCGAGCUCGCACGCGCGCGUCGUCGACCAGCAGCACCACCGCAGAUUACUCCCUGCCGUCGCGCCACGUCGUCGUCAUCGUCGGUGGAGGACGACCCUGAAUACGGUUACCUGCGGACGGUGCUAGAGCGUGGUGGGUUCAUGCGCGCAAUGCCGCCGCCGAACUGGCCGUUCAAGGGCCACUCCAUGUCAUCCCCGGUGGACCUGAUCGUGUUCCACCUCCUGGAGCUGGACCUCCCCGCGGACGACUCCGACGACCGGCGCCAAGGCCCGCUCCGGCACCGGUGGAACCGGAAGCUCCUCUUCCACCUCACGCAAGAAAUCCUCCCCGUCCUUCUCCACCUCGACGACAACGGCGCCUCCUACAGAACCAGACUCCACGGGCCGGCGCUGCUAUCGAAGGUGUGGAGCACGGUGAAGGCAUUCCCGGCGGCGGACUGCAGGGUGGUGGGCGACAUCGACGCGCUGGUGGCACUGGACCUACAUGUCACCCAAUUUUGUUGUCUUUGGGGAAUAGAUGAUGACACAUGGACACCAUUCGGUGGCAGUUUGAUGUUUUUCAGGAAUGAAUUCCACCCGUUAUUCAAUACUACUAUGAGAAAAGUAGGGAAAUGCUCACCCUCUGCUAAAUGUACUGGUUCGUCUCGCGGUCUCACCCCCAAAAACAGAGGAGAGGAGAAGGGAGCUCCUCCCUCACACUCGUCGGCUCCAAGGAGCCCCGCCGCCAUGCAUGGUGGAGAGGAGCAGGGAGCUCCGCCGCCACGCAAACCAAGUCUGCAACGUUUGAAUAUUAUACUCAAAGGACCUGACCAUCUAAAAAGAUGUCAAAUUAGUGUGGUACAUUCUUCAGUACUGCAAGUUGGAGUAGCAAGUAAGUAUACACAUCAAAUGAAAGUACUGCUUUAGUACAACAUGCUUCAGUACUGACCAUCUAAAAAGAUGUCUAAUUAGUGUGCACGAAUCAUGUUAAAACCUGUAGUGCCUACUUGUGCAUUGAUACUCAUACCUGACGUUGAUAAAAGUUGCAUUUUGAGAUUCAAUUCUUUGAUUUAUGAUGCUCUGCCAUAUGCACAAUGAGAACAUAUAUCCUUCUUACUGAUCUCUGUUUUUCUAAGUUGAAACUAUUUCUUUGUUACUUGGUGUAUGUGAAGUGCAAUCAUAGUCCUGUCACAAACUUGUUUGAGGAAGGCAAAAGACUGGCCUUUUGCGAGACAGAGAAAAGACCGGCUUAUUUUAGUUUAACACAACAUAGCAAGCUCAAUAUAUAUUAGUUAGCACAUGGCAGGAUGCAGACUAGCCAUGUUCAUUUGUCAACAUUUAUACUUUCCAUUGUGUAGUUGAAGCACGCAUAGGAGCGUCCCAGUUAUGAUGUAUAGUUCACAAUGUUGAUUUGGUAAGUAGUUAGAAAACAUAUGUGAUGUAUAUGUAAAAAGUUGUGCCUCAUUCAAUUCAGAUAAUUGAUUUUCUGACUUUGCAUAUCGAUAAUUGAAAACAAUGCAUGACACACGUGUUAGUGAAAUAGAACAGUAUUUCUGAAUGCACUUUCUUGUAGCAGUAGGUCAAGAGAACUUUUAUGCAUAACACAAUGCCUUUCAGUUUAUAGAUUCAUAACUGAUAACUGUAAUAAUAUUAUUGGAGAGUAUUUCCUAUUAGAUAACUAAACUUAACAUCACAUCUCUUUAUUUUUGUUUUUCCUUCUGAGAACCUUAGAACCCUGCUUGGAAG